This is a messenger RNA of Symbiodinium sp. CCMP2456, 705 nucleotides long. NCBI's taxonomy places the organism in Eukaryota, Dinophyceae, Suessiales, Symbiodiniaceae. The record is from the annotation of a GenBank genome assembly.
AUGGGCUGUUGCGAGGGGAAGCUCCCAAACCCUGAUGAGUUCCUGAAGGUGCACGCGCCCCGGCCAGGGGGGCCCUUCCUUCCAUGCAUGCCACCUUGCCUCAGCAAGUCUUCGUCGAAGUAUUGGGUAACUCCCUGGAGCUGUUGCUUGAGCCAGAUCAACCGUGAUGAGGGUGUGGGCGCGCCGGAAACGAUUGCUGUGCGCGACGGGCCUGGGGGGGCCCUACUCAUGAAGCUGGAGCUCUGCCCGCACCGCUCGUUCGGGAAGUUGAGCUUCAUCCGUGAUUGCAACGGUGAGCUUUUGGGAGCUAUGCAGACCUUAGAGAAGCACCGGCCCAUGGAAAGCCAGCGCAGCAGCUAUGCCAUCUACGGCAAGCAGCCGCUCUCCGGCUGUCAAGCCAUUAGCGUGGAAGGCGAUAUGCUCUAUCAGUGGGCCACCGUGUCCCGGUCCCCAUUCACGUUCAAUGCGAAGAUGCGCUUGGAGGGCCACAGCAAGAGUGAUCACGCCUGGACGCUAUCCAUGCGGAAUGGACUGCCGCCUCCCAGAUGGGUAGUGAGCAACAAGAAGCGUGGCGCCGCGGUGGUUCCGAGAAGUGUAGACAAGAAGCUACACGAGUACUUGAUCGCACCUGGCGUCGAUCCUGGCCUGGUCGUGUGUGGCACCUUUGCCCAGCUCCUGGCACAGGACGAGCUUCUGUUGGACUGA